Molecule: messenger RNA, 2750 nt
Organism: Selaginella moellendorffii
Lineage: Eukaryota; Viridiplantae; Streptophyta; Lycopodiopsida; Selaginellales; Selaginellaceae
Product: auxin response factor 17
Exons: 16
Coding region: 364-2688 (774 amino acids)
Biological process (GO): response to hormone; regulation of DNA-templated transcription
Cellular component (GO): nucleus
Molecular function (GO): protein binding; DNA binding
Source: RefSeq, a predicted model, not a curated record
ACCACAGUUAACCCUGAGGUUUAAGGGAAACCAGGCGGAAGAAGAUGAAGAACAAGCAAAGAGAGCGCGUGGAGGCGAAAGCAGCGGGAUGAUGGAGGAGCUCCAUCCGCGGCGGCAGCGCAGCGCAGGAUGAGACUUGAAGAACAAGAGGACGAGGACGAAGAGUUUGGUCGGGGCUCGAGAAUGACGCUGUAGAUGUGGAGGCGUUCUAGGGGGUGAAGCUCUCGGUCCUGAUCAAGAAUAGAUAGAUAGAUACAAGCAGUGCGUAGAACUCACGGUAACAAGGGAUAGUCUAGAGGGGACAUGGGAUAGCUAGUCCUUCUUACAGGUUCGUUUAGCCGGAUCAUCCUUUUCUCCGCAGCGAUGCGAGAGAGUGGCAUCGGGUCUCCACGAAUGUAUGCAACGCCAGGAGGAGGAGCAGCAGCAACAAGCGGGACAAUUUUCGCUCGACCAGCAGGACCGAGGCCGGAUGGCUCAUCAUCAUCGCCACAAGUUCCAGCAAUGGGAAGACAAAUCCCACAACGGGUUUCGGCGUUCAGCGGAUAUGUUUCAUCAGGAAGUUCAGGUGGCAGCUCACUCGACUCAGAGGCUUGGCAUGCUUGUGCUGGACCUCUUGUUUGUCUUCCUCUUGUAGGCGAUAGAGUUGUCUACUUUCCUCAGGGUCACAUUGAACAGGUGCUGGCCUCUACAAAUCAAAACGCUGCGGAUUUGCAAAUCCCGCAGUAUAAUCUUCCAUCCCAGAUUUUCUGUCGAGUGCUGAACUUGUCGCUGGGUGCGUAUCGGGAAACGGAUGAAGUCUACGCGCAGAUGACUCUCGUUCCUGAAAACGAGCAACUUGACCAAUCACUGGAGCUUGAUGAACCUACAGCAUCUUCAAAGGCCAAGCUGUCCAUGUUCUCCAAAAACUUGACAUCUUCUGACACAAGUACUCAUGGAGGAUUUUCUGUUCCGAGGCGUGCCGCUGAAGAAUGCUUCCCCCGACUGGAUUAUCAGCAAACCCCUCCAGCUCAGGAGAUUAUAGCAAAAGAUCUUCAUGGAGUUGAAUGGAAGUUCCGCCACAUCUACCGAGGACAACCACGAAGGCAUCUUUUGACGACAGGGUGGAGUGUUUUUGUAAGCCAGAAGAAGCUUGUUGCUGGCGAUACCGUUCUCUUUGUCAGGGGAGAUAAUGGUGAGUUGAGAAUCGGGAUUAGGCGCGCUGUGCGCACGCAGAGCAGUGUCACUUCGUCUUCGCUACUGUCUAGCCACAGCAUGCAAAUUGGAGUCCUGGCUGCUGCUGCUCAUGCUGUAUCCACUAAGACCAUGUUCACCGUGUUCUACAAUCCUCGGGCUAGUCCAGCUGAAUUUGUUGUUCCAUACCACAAGUACGUGAAAUCUUUCAAGAUGAACAUUUUGAUUGGUAUGCGCUUCAAAAUGAGAUUUGAGACUGAGGAUUCGUCGGAGAGAAGUGUCAGAUAUAUGGGAACUAUUACUGGAAUUGGCGAUAUCGAUCCAGCUCGAUGGCCUGGCUCUAAAUGGCGCUUCCUAAAGGUCGGUUGGGACGAGCACGCGGCUAGCGAAAGACAGGAGAGGGUGUCACCAUGGGAGAUAGAGCCAUUUAUUGCUCCCAAUGUGACUCCCCCAGUUUCGACGAAGAGAUUCAGGCCAACAAUGCUCACAGACAUAAGUGUCAGUCGAAAGUCAUACGACAAUCAUCUUCGUCAGAUCCUACAGGCCAACCGUAAUUUGCAGACAUCUCACAAGUACGAGGCUGACGAGAGGGAAAACUUUCUCCUGAAGUCUCCUACAGCCCUCUAUUCUGAGGCUAAGGUAACUUCAAGAGUUACUGAGGGUCAUAGUGUUCCUGGUUUUCCUUCUGGAUUGCCAAGCCCCGGAAACGAGGGGCUACCAUCUCAUCGUAAAGUCGAUAUGCACCAGCAGCAGCUUAGGCUUUGUGUUCAGCAGUUUCGAGAGCAGAAGGUUCCUCUACAAUUCGAGAAACCGCAGCAGCCUUCUCCAACCAGCAGCUUCGCUUCUCGGCAAGCAGCAUUAAGUUGCCCACUCUACUUGCAGCCUCAACAUACAACAGACAACUCUUUUCUUAAGCUUCUCAUGUCGCCUACGCUGGCCUCGCUGCAACAGGCUCCCAGAGUUGAGGAGCCCCUUGCAAGAGGUAAUGCAAACGAUUCUGACCGCGAGUGCAAACUAUUUGGUUUCUCGUUGAAACCAAAGACAGCAUUGGCCAGCACCGUCAAAGACGACGUCCACAAGGAUCUCGAGUCAGAAGCUUCCGGCUUCAGGAAGUGUUUUACUGGCCAGAACUGGAACCAGCAGCAGCAACAACAGCAACCAAGCAGGACGUGCACCAAAGUUCACAAACACGGUGCAGUGGGACGAGCUUUGGACUUGUCCAAGUUCCGGGGAUACACGCAACUCCUGGAGGAGCUGCAGCAUCUGUUCGGCAUUGACGAGAGCCUGAACGGGUCCGAGUGGCAAGCCGUGUACGUAGAUAACGAAGGCGACAUGCUGCUCGUCGGAGACGACCCCUGGGAGGAGUUUUGCUCGACGGUGCGAUGCAUACGGAUCCUAUCGCCGGCUGAGAUCCAGAAGCUUACCGUGCAGGCACGCAACAGCAGCACGGAAGAGCCAUCCAGCAGGCUGUCCGAUCAGCAGGAUUCCUCAUCCCCUCCCGCUACUAGCGACGAGUAAUUAAGUAGCUCCUAAGAUGCUUCGUUUUGCACUAAUUGAGAACUUCCCCUUUUUGCCCUGUC